Molecule: messenger RNA, 3210 nt
Organism: Musa acuminata AAA Group (dessert banana)
Lineage: Eukaryota; Viridiplantae; Streptophyta; Magnoliopsida; Zingiberales; Musaceae
Exons: 10
Coding region: 239-3058 (939 amino acids)
Source: RefSeq, a predicted model, not a curated record
CUAAGACUUUUAACUUUCUGCUUCUGGUUGGGCAAGUACAAGGAGGCCCAUCUGAUGCUUCCAAGAAAACAGAAGUUCUUUCUCCCUCCAGAGAUUUCUGCUCUGAGCUAUCGAGCCUUGCCAACGGGGUACAAAAGGCUUAUCAGUUGCUCCUCUGCAUGACAUGGUUGCAGGGAUUCACUGUUUCAUUCUCUUCUUGCUUCUAAGGCAGACUUUCUGAUGCUGGAGUUGUUGCUGGAUGAUGUCUGGUCUGUCCCUCGGUCUCCUCUUCUCUGCAACAUGUAUCAUGUCCCAGAUGGUACUGUGCUUUGUGACUUCUGUUUCUUCAUGGUGCCCCACCCCCCCCAGCAGACAAUCAGAAACAAAGUUCACGCAGAAAACCAAUAAAUUUUGGGAGUUUGAGGAGCAAAGCAACACCUGGGUGGAAAUCAAUCUGCCAUUUGAUCUGAUGUCCUGCAUCAAUGAUAGCUGCAGCAAAGUGGGAUCUAUAGAGAACAUGGAUCAGAAAGAUGAUGAAACUCCGGCUUUAAAACACCAACAGAAUAUAACCGAUGGGGAUGAAACUAAAGAGGAUUAUGGUCCUGUUCUGCCCCUAAGGUGGAGGAUUUCUCUCACUAGAAUGUCAGAGGCAUCUGUUUGGGUGACAGGGCAAAGUGGAUCGAUAUAUGAGAGGUUCUGGAAUGGGGUGAAGUGGGUAAUUGCUCCUCAUGAAUUACCAAAUCCAACUGGACAAGCUGUUUCAGUUCUUAUCAUCAAUCAGACUAUUCUCGCUCUAUCGGAAGGAGGACUGCUCUAUCAGCUGCAACUGAAUGAGGAUUCUCAGCCCAUUUGGACAGAAUUUAUGCUUACAACUGAACAGAGUACAAGAAUUGAAGAAGCAGAACCAGGCAUGGUUAUACAGAUCAAAUCUGGUGUUGUAUCUUAUGAUGGAGAGAGGCUGUAUUUAACCACAGUUACUGGGGAAUUGAUAGAGAUCAGUGAGUUUCAGCCUUUGAGGUGGGAAAAUCAUGGUCGACCACCAGGAGGAGACAAUUCUGCCAUAGCCGACACAGGUGCUAUUAGACCAGGCAUUGUUUUCACAAUAAGCUCUAGUGGAGAUCUGUAUGAGUUUGACAAGAAAUCAAAGCCAUCGUGGAAGAAACAUAUUUGGAGUGAUCCAUCCAUCAAACAAUCUUCAUUGAGACCAUCAAGAGGAUGCACUUUACAUGGCUUGGCAGGAGCUCACUCAUCAUCUCUAUUCCUCUUAACUAAGGAUGGCUUUUUGGUAGAGCGGCGCUUGCACAAAAGAAAGUGGAAGUGGGCAGUCCAUGGAGCUCCCAAAGGACACCAAUUGAGUGCCACUACAGCUGUUCAACAAAGUGAACUAAAUGAAAAGAUAUUUUCAUUGUUCUUUGCCACAACAAAAGGAUAUGUUUUUGAGUAUCAGCUUCCCAAGAAUCCAGGUGGCACUGAUUGGGAUAAAGUUCAAGGAAUGUGGAUAAAUCAUCUGCAGCCACAAAAUGCAAAGGUUGCACGAGGAAUACAAGGGAUAGAAAUUCAAAGUGGGAGACUAAUUUUCCCAUUAGAUGAUGGCAGACUAGGGGAGUUGCAUUUGCCUGGAUUUGGAGGUGAAGGAUCUGGUCCAACUCAGCUGAGUAAUUUAAGAAGGAAAACUUCAAAUAGGUAUGAAUGGUCAGUCUUAGAUGCCCCAGAAACUGAAGGAUGGAAUGCAGAAUACUGCACUGAGGAACGUGGACCAUCAAAUUGCAUGACAGGAACAAAGGAUGUAAUAUCAUACUAUGAACCAAAUGACUUGAGCACAACUGCACCUGCUAGAAGGCGAAAGGCUGAAGAACACCAACAUUAUAUACCUAUGAGUAAUCAUGAAACUGGCACAUCAGAGUCCUACAAUUUUCUAACAAGCAGCAUUAGCAACAACUUCCGGAUACGAGUGAUGCAUGCAGAUAGAUCAUUUUUCCUCAUAACAGACAAUGGCUUGACUUAUGAAUAUCUAUACACUGAUAAUGUCUGGGUAUGGCUAAGGCAUGAGCAUUCAACAGCCAUAAGAGGUGCACUAGGAAGCUACAAUGGAAGUUUGUUUCUGGUUGAUGUAAAUGGGAAUUUACUAAUCAGGGAAAGGAUUGGUAAUGAACUAUUGUGGAUCAACUGUACUGCCAUGAAAAAGGGAAGACAGGUAGUGACAGGACCCCCGUGGGACGGAGUAAUGGGUAAAGCUCGCAGAGUUACAACAGAAGAUGCUCUCUUCUUUGUUAACAAGAAAGGAAGGCUGCUACAGUUUACGGUAGCACUACGAAAAUUUCAGUGGAAAGACUGCCGCAGUCCUCCAGAUACAAAAAUUGCAUUUAUCGUGGAUCAGGAAGUCCACAGAAAGAACAUCAUCUUCGUUGUUGGGCAAAAUGGCCGUUUGUAUCAGUAUAACAGAAUCACUGAAUUGUGGCACAAACACUACCAAUCCCCUCAUUUGGUCCUCUCGAGGUCCCCUGGAACUGCAAUUAGACCCUCUGUACUCUCAUUAGCUGGCUCAAUAUUCAUGAUCUCAGAUAAUGGAGGCUUGGUGGAGUACCACUGGGACUCACUAGAUGGAUGGGAAUGGGUGGAGCAUGGAACACCAUACCGAGACGUGUUGCUUGUUGGUGCACCAGGUCCAUGCUUCGACGACACUCAAUUAUUUGUGAUCGGAUCGGAUGGCCAGGUUUACAGAAGGCAUUGGGAUCAAAGGACUUGGAAAUGGACAUGCCAUGGGUUCCCACAUUCUGAGCCUUCAUCAAUAGAAGAUCAAAGGAUAAAAGGGAACAAGAAGUGUGCCACCGACGACAAUGUGGCCAGCUACAAGAAUGAGGCCCGUUACCCGGAUGGUUACAGCAGAAACUGCAACGAAAAGGUGGCAGCAGUAAGACCUACGCCGUUUUCAGAAGAUUCGGUCAUUUUCGAGUUGCAGGAUGGGAGGCUAGCAGAACUGCGGAGGUCGGAAGGGGGAGCGGGAUGGGAGUGGGCGCGGAUCAUCGGCACGCCCACCAGCCUUUGCUUCACGAGUUACUGGACUGCGGUGGCCACAUGACAGCAUCGAAUAGGCAGGUAACAGUUUAUCACAACUACCAAUGUAAAUUAAAGGUAGAAUGGGCAUACGAUACGAGACAGGCAGAAAGAAAGAGAGAGAGAGAGAGAGUAAUGAACAGACCAUAAAGUAUAAUAAUAAUAAUUUGUUCUGUA